Messenger RNA from Corythoichthys intestinalis (scribbled pipefish), 4497 nucleotides. Its product is annotated as protein shisa-8. The transcript has 5 exons. Gene Ontology annotation, cellular component: postsynaptic membrane; AMPA glutamate receptor complex; dendritic spine membrane. Lineage: Eukaryota; Metazoa; Chordata; Actinopteri; Syngnathiformes; Syngnathidae. The record is from RefSeq and is a predicted model, not a curated record. The coding region runs from base 1860 to 3161 and encodes 433 amino acids. Gene Ontology annotation, biological process: regulation of AMPA receptor activity; regulation of short-term neuronal synaptic plasticity.
CAGAAGAGAACGGCAGUGGAAGCAUCACCAAGUGAUGGGAUACAGACGCACCGAUGAGCGGGCAACAACACGGGACUAAAGGAAUACACAUGGAUGAAGAUAUGCAGAAGGGAAAGGAUGGAAUGACAUAAAAAAAAAAGAGAGAAAGCAUUUUGUUCCUUGCUGGCUUUCCUCUGUCUUCCCACUUCCGUUUUGGGCAUCCCACAGUGAAAACACAUACAUAUGAUAUAUAUAUAAAAUUCCUAUACAUAUAUAUCAAAUUAUGCCUGUUUUCAAAGAAGCUGCAGCUGAACAAGGAGACAAUUGACAACUAUUUGUUGUAUGAUUCAGAAAGGUAAUGUGCAACAAAUUUUCAGAAUCUGUUGCAUAUUAAUUGACUGACAUUCUUUGGGGUCAAUUUUUUGAAAAACAAAAAAUUCUACAGACUCGCACCUGAACCUGGCCCAAAAACAACAAAAGAGCAUCUGCUACAGUCCAAGAGGGCUUCCUUUGAAAACAGGAUGUUUUGAUGUGCCGAUGGUGGCACGCUGCUGCUGUUUGGGCUUGUCGCAUCUCCACUUCGUCGCCAACAACCUUGGGAGAUUUAUUCCAGCUAAACUUGUGCCAGCCUUCAUCCUAGAGUGCAAAGAGAUCAGUUCUUUCUUGACCCCAUGCUGAGAUUUUGUUAGCGUUGACAAAAAUCCAGCAGUCCGGCUUGGAAACAGGUCAGGAAUAUUUUGCUGUAGUGGACCAAAGUGGGACAUUUCAAAUUAAGGGUAGGAAGGAGUUGCUUCUGUUUGAGUAAGAACUCAGCAAAUAGCAAUGAAUGAUCCAUUAUGUAGUAUUCUCCUUUAAUAAAUCCGGCAUCAUUUUUUAACAGCUUCUCUCGUUCAGCAUCACUAAGACGUUGCGAUCCAACAUCACAACGCCAACCCUCCUCUUUUCCCCCACCCUUCUCUUCUCAAGUAGGACAAGGAUAAAUAGAAAAAUACUCAGCUGGUGUCCAGGCUCUGUUACAGAUCAUAGGAUCCAGUGAUAGGAAAGGUUUCAGGGGAGGGUGGCGGGGGCGAGUCAAUCAACAGUGAACUGGGUGCAAAAAGCCACUGGACUCCCUGUGUGCUGAGUGGAAGCUACUAACAAAGAAAGAGCAGCAGGGGAAUUGAAGCUGUUAGUGACAGUGUAUGUGUGUGUGCAUGCGUGAUAGGAAAAGACACCACACGUGCAAGAGGAGAAGCGCUUCUGGACUCUCAUCAUCUGAGGAUUCCAGCUGGAUGAGUGCCCAGAGUUUUCUUUUAAAGAACAGCUGCGUUUACCUGUUGGCUCAUUGACCGAGAGUUGAAAGUAGAAGACCUGAAAAAAAAAGAUGCCCACUACUAAAAUAAAAGAUCACCCUUUGUGCAGUGACGGUGUCAACGGCAGGAUGAAAGAUGCAAGUUAAGUGGAGGAGGAGGAGGCAGACAACUCCUUUGGGAAACAACACACUCCGGUGAGUUUUCCUUGGGACGUCAGAAGUGAUUUGGCGCUACGCAUCAAAUGUGUAACUCACUCAGGAAUACCAGCAUGUCUCAGGAUUGAGAAACUCACCAAGAUGGGGGUUUGGGACCGUUUGUGAGUCUUAGAAGAAUACCCCCUUCUUCUUUUGACAGCAGACAUUUUCACAGCCUGUUCUUUGACUGAGCAAAGUGGGAAACUGAUUGCAGAAAAUGCUACAGGCACGAUUAUUUGCGGACAACAAGCGCUUCUAAACUGGAUUCUCUACAAGACAGCGGAUUCAGAUUUGUUUCGAACUUUCGGAUGCCAUACAGCUUAUUGAAAGGUUCUUCAAUGUUGGGUCUAUAAAUUACGCAUCAACACUGAGGCAUCAAGACCAAGGAUCAAAGAUGUCUGGGUACAUGCGAACAAUAUUGGUCAGCUUCUCAGUGGCCGUUCUUUUAGGAUUGACCUCUCUGGGAGGUCUAAACCAUCAGCCUUUGGGCCAGGUUUCAGCCCAGGCUUCUCCAAAUAACCUCACAACUGAGCCCUCAGUUUUACCAGAAGCUGCCCUUGCCACACCGACUCCAGACACAGAGGAUAAAACGGCGCCAGGCGGUGCGAAUCGUUGCUGGGGUUACUACGACGUCAUGGGCCAGUGGGACCCACCUUUCAAUUGUAACGCAGGGAUCUAUAGCUUUUGUUGUGGCUCCUGCUUCUACCGCUUCUGCUGCCAAUUCAAAAUCCACAGUUUGGACCAGACUUCCUGUUCAAACUACGAUACACCUGUCUGGGCAAACACCGGGCGACCGGCAGCCCCCGUCACAGAGGUCCAAGAGGAACCAGACCGCGAUCGAACCCACAUGAUCGUGUAUAUUAUUUGUGGCGUGGUGGCCAUCAUGGUCCUCAUCGGAAUUUUCACCAAGUUGGGGCUGGAGAAGAGUCGAGGCGGACAAACAGACAUGACCAAUUCCAGGACUUUGACAGAGUUGCUGAAGCAGCCAGGCGAGGCAGGAGUUGUGGAUGGAACCGGAAUACACCACCCUAUAGGGACCAAUGGUAUCUCGGCUAGGGCGUUACGCUCCAACAACGAUCAUAACCAUUUGAAUAAUGCAGCCCUUUCUCCUCUGGGUCCAGCCAUGGCAUUGUCCCACCCUCAUAACAACCUGGGAAUUGGUUUCAAUAAGUACUCCUCACUCAAGGGUGUAGAGACAACGCCUAGAGACUACUACAAGAGCUACCCGAUGGUAGAUUACACCCACCGCCAGUCUCCUCCCACUUUCCAACCAAUCAACUUCCACCCAAAAGAAAAAUCCUUCCUCCCACCGCCCGACAUCCAUGCACCGCUGGCCAUUACAAUCAAUGCCUCGCAGGUGCCCAAGCCCAAGAUAUCUAAAACCAACACCCACCCGCUGACAUCAGGCUCUGCCUUCAAAGCCUGGGACCCCGCUAAGAGCCACGUUCAGCGCCCGGCUGCGUCCCACAUGGUCCUACAGGCCCCGCAGCAUCACCACACUAUCCAGCAGCAGCACCACCAACCACUGCAUCAUCAGCCCAACAGCCGACGCCAAGCCUACUCCAAUAAAAGGCAAUUCAGCAUUGAGACGCUGCCCGAGCUCUUCUCCCAGCCGCUGGGCUACAGCCACUCACCACACAUGCACCCCAAGCACAAGGGACUGCCGACCAACAGCAAGACAGAAGUCACUGUUUGAACAUGAAAUGAUGGUUGGAGGGAAAAAAUACACUUUAAAAGAUGUGCUCUGAUAUCUUUUAUAUCCAUGGCCUAACUGCAGGAGAGGCAGGCAAAUAUCGUGUAAGAUAAGAUUUUUUUUUAACUUUUUCCUUAUCAUUGUUGAUAAUAUUAAUAUGGGUGUGCUUUGAAUGAUGACUGGAUCAAAACAGCAGAUAACCUGAGAAGGUGGGGGCUGUGAUGUAAAUAAUUGAUCGGCUUGUCAGUGUGUUGGCAUAGCGCUCAACUCCGUUCAUCUCAAACAUCCCACCCGAAUGCCUCGAACUGAAAUCCCACAUGAAGGCUCUAAUUACCCUGCAUGCACCAGCUCAAUCUAGAUAUUUUCCCCUAUCAGAAAACGGUUGUCAAAAGUAUCGAUACUGAAAUGUUGUAUCUGGAUUAGAGGUCGAUCGAUAUGGGAUUUUUAAAUGCCGAUACAAAUAUCUAAAAAACAUUGCAGCCAACUGCCGAUAUCCAUAGCCGAUUUUGUAAGCUGAUAUUUGAGGCCAAUAUACUAUUUUUAAAGCACGUAGAUUAUGAAUGGCAUUUUUUUAAUUGCUUCAACAGCUUCACAUUUACAAUGAUGAUCUGCGAUUUAAGAUUAAUUCGGUCUAGUGCUACCAAACCAUCGAACGCAGCACUUCUUUUUAUGAUUAUACACAUUCAGCAAGAACAGUACAUUAUUUCCAUUAAAUUAAACCCACCACGAAAAGAGCUAAACAAGUGGGAGCGUUUAAGAGGAUGCUCACUAUGCUAACGAUAAUGCUAAAAUGAAUGCUACGCUAACACUCCGUGUUACAUUUAGAGUUUAAGGAUCACUCAGUAAACACCUCAAAAGGCUAAAGUAACAUUGCAUAUUCACUCAUGCAAGGUAGAAAAAAAAUGUUAGAAUAUUUACAAAACAGGCAAGCCUGAAGCUUCCUGUAGGAGCCUGCCUUCAAGCUGCUGCAGGGUCCUUCUGGGGUCCUACUGUCAGUCAGCGGCGGCCACAGUUGCCCAUAUAUGCCUGAUCAAAAUCCUUUUUUAUCGGCUUUUUUUUUGGGGGUGUUAAUUGUCCAAUGGCCAAUGUUGGAAAAGAGUUCAUAUACCGGCCCGAUAUAUCGGCCGCCCAAUAUAUUGGUCAACCUCAAAUCCGGAUAUGAUAUUUGAUUGCAAAAGUAUCGAUAACCAGUUAUUUAUGCGCCAGAAAUUUGUUGUCAUGGGGUAAAUUUGAUUUUGCGCUACUCUUGAUAGUAGUGUAGGAUAUUCUUGUAUUUUCCUUGUUCACUAAUAUCUGCAAUCGACAACACUAGACGUUCGAUCAGUUGGAAGUGGGAGGG